Molecule: messenger RNA, 1098 nt
Organism: Melanotaenia boesemani (Boeseman's rainbowfish)
Lineage: Eukaryota; Metazoa; Chordata; Actinopteri; Atheriniformes; Melanotaeniidae
Gene: gsx2
Product: GS homeobox 2
Exons: 2
Coding region: 34-753 (239 amino acids)
Biological process (GO): regulation of DNA-templated transcription
Cellular component (GO): nucleus
Molecular function (GO): sequence-specific double-stranded DNA binding; DNA-binding transcription factor activity, RNA polymerase II-specific
Source: RefSeq, a predicted model, not a curated record
CGCACGGAGUGAUCACGUAUAAACGGCGCAGUCAUGUCGAGGUCUUUCUACGUUGAUUCUUUAAUAAUCAAGGAUACAGUACGACCUGGACCAGCUGAACAUUUAGGACAAGACUUCCUUAUUCCCAUCAGCAUGCACUCUCCGAGCGUAAUGUCGGUCAGCGCUCCGGUGUGUCCCUCCAGGAAAAAUGGGACUUUCUGUGUUUGUCCAUUGUGCGUCACGUCCCACAUCCACUCUUCUCGCAGCGGCAUUCCCAUGCUGAAGAGUCAGUUUCCAGGAGCGGAGGCGCAGUAUUGUCAGAGAUUAACGCAACAGCAGUCUUCUACUCUCGCGCACCCAGGACAUACACCUGUCUGCACACCCACCUUCAGCGUCACAGAUCCCAGGAGAUACCACUGCCUUUCUCUUGGCACUUCUGAGAACAGCCACAUACAGAAUGGCAAGAGGAUGCGCACAGCUUUCACAAGCACACAACUCCUGGAACUCGAAAGAGAGUUUUCCACUAACAUGUAUCUUUCUAGACUCAGAAGAAUCGAAAUCGCCACUUAUUUGAACCUGUCAGAAAAGCAGGUGAAAAUUUGGUUUCAAAACCGCAGAGUGAAGCACAAGAAGGAAGGCAAGGCCACCCAAAGGAGCGGAGCGCACAGCGGUUGCAAGUGCACAUCCGCUCACACGGACUAUUCCAGAUCAGAGGAUGAAGAGUCUUUAUCUCCGGCCUCUGCUUCGGAAGAAAAAGAGGUGUCACCCAUGUGAGAAAAAACUCAACUCCCUCGGAAUUCCACUGCUGGCACUUAUUCUGCCCUGCAUGCUGCAGUUAUGGGUCAUGGCAAACUCUAAAACAAACAAAGAAAAAAAUAAAGAAUCUGCAUGAAAUCCAAGAAGAGCCGAUGGCAGAGUUCAGUGAUAUCCGCUUCCAGCUAUUCAUUGAAAAGAUAAUAAAUGUGGUUAUAUGUUCGUGAAGUAUUUGGGACCUCGACCUUAUCUGUGUAAAAUAUCGUUGCUUAUGGUUCUUCUUGGAAUUCUCACCUUUAUACCGCGUUUUGGUUAAUUAUCUAUAAAUGCUGACAGAAGUUUCCAGAUUUUUCAACACUGUCAGAA